Messenger RNA from Coregonus sp. 'balchen', 981 nucleotides. The record is from the annotation of a GenBank genome assembly. Lineage: Eukaryota; Metazoa; Chordata; Actinopteri; Salmoniformes; Salmonidae.
AUGGACAAACAUUUGCAAGGUAAGUCUGUCUCUCUGUUAUCUCUGUCUGUCUGUCUGUCCUUCUGUCAGUCUGUCCGUCCGUCCGUCUUUCUGUCUGUCGAUAUGCACUCCACAGAUUUUAUAAACAAUUUAUUGAAGAAAUAAUGUGUUCUAGUUAAAUCAAUCAAUUAAAUCGAAUCUGUUAGCUUUUGAUAAAUCCUGUGAAUGUGUGUGUGUGUGUGUGUGGGGGGGGGGGGGAUCCAGUAGAUCACCAAUAAGGAAGUGAGUAAUAACAUUUCUGAGUUUAUCUCAUAUCAUUUCAGGAGGGAAAGCAUUUGGAUUCCUCAAGUCUCUACAGGAUGAGAAACUGAACUCCAUCAAUGAGGUCUGUUCUUUAUCUGUUAUUAUGGCAAUAUUAUCUAGCUAUAGUAUUAUUAGCAACUAUCAGAUCUCAACAUCUGUCUUGUGAUAUUCUAUUCUGAAGGUUUUUCUCACAGAUCCUAAAUAUGCAGAGGAGGAGGACCUCAGCUCAAAACUGGAAAUGUUUAAAAGUGAGAUUUUCAAGUAUUUUAAUUUCACAUUGAUCAGACAGUUAUCAGUUACCUUGAUGAAUGAAUCAACAAUGAAAUAAUAUGUUUCAUGUGUUCUGUAUUGUUUUACAGACAAAUACAUGGAAUUUGAUCUCAAUGACCAAGGAGACAUCGGUAAAAACAAUUGUUUUACAACAAUCCUGAUGAAUAACAAGAUUAGGCUAAUCAAGAGGACAACAUUGAGCCAUCCAUGUGAACCAUCUUUGUCAUGGCCUCUCUCUCUCUCUCUAUCUAUCUCUGUGUCACAGACAUGAUGGGGCUAAAGCGCAUGUUAGAGAAGCUGGGGGUGGCCAAGACUCACUUGGAGCUGAAAAAGAUGAUGGCAGAUGUUGUUGGCGGCACUGCACGAGACACGUUCUGUUACACAGACUUUCUCAAUAUGAUGCUAGGGAAGAGGAAUUCCAUACUCCGA